Paralichthys olivaceus (Japanese flounder) is the source of this 2455-nucleotide messenger RNA. It is a transcript of the gene lmnl3, whose product is annotated as lamin L3. Lineage: Eukaryota; Metazoa; Chordata; Actinopteri; Pleuronectiformes; Paralichthyidae. Gene Ontology annotation, cellular component: nuclear envelope; nuclear lamina. Gene Ontology annotation, biological process: nuclear migration; nuclear envelope organization; heterochromatin formation. The record is from RefSeq and is a predicted model, not a curated record. Gene Ontology annotation, molecular function: structural constituent of cytoskeleton.
UACUGAGCACGUGAUAUGGCCCAGCUGCGGCUCCACGGGAGCAGAAGCAGCGUCUCCUCACGGUCACCGGGGACCGAUGCAGCGAUCGGCAGCAGAUCAGUCUGACUUGAUCAGAGAAACCCUGUGGACCACCUGUGUGGGAGCGUCACCAUGGCCUCUGCCACCUCCACCCCCUUCCCCUCCGGCGGCCGCUCCAGCCGACCCGCAGCCCGUCGCAGCGCAGCCGCCGGCCUGUCCUCUUCCAGCAUCAGCCCGUCCCGCCUGUCCCGCAUCCAGGAGAAAGACGAGCUACGACAACUCAACGACCGCCUCGCCAACUACAUCCAGCGGGUCCAGGAGCUGGAAAGCGAGCGCUCCUCCAUGCUGAGUCAGCUGGAGGAGAAGGACGACUCGACAAGACGGGAGAUGGGCAACGUGCGGCGGCUUUACGAGCAGGAGUUGGCCGAUGUCAGAAUCUCGCUGGACGGCCUGGCCGGAGAGAGGGCCCGGCUGCAAAUCGACUACGGGAACUUGCGCGAGGACAACAGGAAACUUCAGGCCAGGAACGAGAAGAAGGAGGGUGAUCUGGUGAAUGCUUUGGCACAGUGGAGGAAACUGGAAGCGACGCUGAGCUCCAAGGAUGCUGAAUGCACGAAGCUGCUUUCUGAGCACAGGAGACUGCAGGAUGACUUUACUGACCUGCAGGGCCAGCUGGAAAAUGUGGAGGGUGACAUGUCAGACACCAAGAACCAGCUGAACUCAGAGAUCCUGAGAAGGGUGGAGCUGGAAAACCAGGUGCAGACACUCAAGGAGCAGCUAGAACUCCAGAGGAAUGUCAGUGAGCAGGAGACGUUGGAGAUCCGAAGCCGGUACGAGAAACGCUUAUUGGAGAUGGACACGGGAAGACAGAGAGAAUUUGAGAGUAAACUGGCUGAGACAAUGCAGCAUCUCCGCCAGGACUAUGAGGUUCAGCUUCAGCAAUAUAAAGCAGAGCUUGACAAGACCUUCAGUUCAAAGUUGGAGAAUGCCCAGCAGGCUGCACUGGAGAAAAACAAUGUUAUGUCAACCACCAAUGAUGAACUAGUCUGCACCAAGCUCAGAGUAGAAAACCUCAGUGUCCAGCUCCAGCAGUACCAGAAAGAUAAAAUGGAGCUGGAGACUCGCUCUCAGGAGCUGGAGAGGACUUUGGACAGAGAGAGGGAGGUCUGGCAGCAGAAACUGUGUGAUAAGGAGCAGGAGCUGCUCAACAUGAGGAGUCAGAUGAACAGCAAGCUGGAAGACUACGAGAACCUGCUGGAUGUCAAGCUCGCUCUGGACAUGGAGAUCAAUGCUUAUAGGAAGAUGCUGGAGGUGGAGGAGCAGAGAUUGCAGCUGUCACCCAGUCCCUCCCAGCACUCUGCCAUACCCCGCACCCAUGAGCACAGCAGCCGCAAACUAAGAGGGAAAAAACGAAAACACGAGGGAGCCUCUGGCAACUCGCCUGCCUACAAAAUGUCAGGUCGAUCAACAAACCAUGGUCCUGUAAGCGUGGUAGAAGUCGACAUGGAUGGGAAAUAUGUCAGACUGAAGAACAACAGUGACACAGGGCAGCCACUGGGGGGUUGGGUAGUUCGGAGGAUUUAUCCGCACUGUGAAGACAUUUCCUUCCACAUCCCCUCCUCCUGUGUCCUGGCUGGUUGGCAGAUACUCACAAUCUGGGCAGCUGGAGCAGAAAUGGAAGCUGACUCUGGGGACCUGGUUCUGCAGGGCCACAGGAGCUGGGGCCCCACUUCUGAUGUAAGGGUAGUCCUCCUGAACCCCAACCAUGAGGAGAUGUCUGAGCGCAGGGUGUGGAUGACGGGCAGAGGGGACGAGGAAAAGGAGCUACAGUUUGAAGAAUUUGUUGCAGGCAGUGACAUUCAGCAUUUUCAGAGACAGGAUCUGUCAAAAGAGACGAACUGCGCUGUCAUGUGAUUAUAUCCACUUCCUGCUCUCCUUCACGUCUGCCUGGAAAACUCUGGAUUGGCUCAGACCUCUACACGGCAGAACACAUGUCUGAAUGAUGUUAGUGUUGUUCAAUGCAUAGCUUCACUGUGACAAACUACAGUAUGACAAUUCAAUGACUUGUUAGUUUGACUGUGAAGAGGCCUUACAGUAACCGUAUCAACCUCAAUAAUCCUUACUUGUUCCCUCUUUUAACCUCUCUUACUGCUCAAGGUAUGAGCUUUGCCCUGAUUUUAAAUGAGUGUGUGUGUACUUGAAAUAAUAAAUAUUGCAUUUAUAAUAAGGGUUAGAAUCAUAAAUGCAGAGAAAGCUUGUGACAAUGCACAGGAAGAGAAGUUUAGAAUGUGUGUAUUGAGCUGCAGAACUAUGAUUCAUAAAUAUAUUGUCAAGACACAUGGAACAUGAUGGGAUCAUGUAGUGUGUAAACAAGCCAAAUUAAAAGCUGUAAGUUUCAGAUUUCCUGAACCCAAUAAAAUAAAAGCAUUGAACAGAA